AAAUUACAUUCUUAAACAACAGUGUUGAGCAGAUAUUCAUUGUCUUAAGGCCAAGAAAUGAAGCGCGGAAAUGAAGAAGCUAGCGAUGGAGCAAAUGAAGAACAAAUAUCUGCAGAUCUAGAAGGAUCGAACGAUGAACAAAGCGUGAAAAAUAAUGCUCAAGCUGAAGACUCGUCCGAUUCUAGUAAAUCUUCAGUAAAACGGAUGCGUUCAGAGGAUCAAGAAGUUCGGCUCUUGAUUCCCAGUAAGAUGGCUGGAGCUAUCAUAGGAAAAGGAGGACAUAACAUUCAAAAACUCCGCACAGAGUAUCAAGCCCAAGUGAAUAUAGGCGACUGUACUGGCCCCGAACGUGUGCUCACUAUUGCUGCCGAUAUGGAAACAGUCACGAAAGUAGUGAAAGAUGUAAUGAAACACCUGGAUAGAGCUGGCGACAAUGAAUACGAGCUGAGGAUUUUAAUUCACUUGAGUCUAGCUGGAUGUGUCAUCGGUCGCGGAGGCAGCAAAAUUAAAGAAAUUAAAGAUGAAAUUGGAUGCCGGUUAAAAAUUUUCUCCAACAUUCCGCCUCAAAGCACAGAUCGCAUAGCGCAAGUGAUAGGCAGUGAAGAGCAAUGUUUGAAGACGCUUAAUGAGAUCAUUAAGCUGGUGAAGGGCACACCGAUCAAAGGUCCGGUCCAUAACUAUGACCCGCACAACUAUGACGACAUGUACGCUGACGAGUACGGCGGCUAUGGCGUUGGUGGUGGCGGCGGCGGCGGUGGCGGCGGCGGAAGUAGUGGCGCAGGUGUUUUUCGUAACGGAGCUGGUAGCCGUGGCAAUGGCAACAGCGGUGCUACUGGAAGUGGGUACGAUCGGCGAGGAGAUCGAUUCGAUGACCGAGGACGCUCCAGUCGCGGUGGCGGAGGCGGUGGAGGUUACGAACGAGGAAACGAUCGAACGAAUCGUGGUGCGGUUGGUACGGUUGUCGGGGGAGGCGUUACUGGCGGUGGCGGAGGCGGUGCAGCAGGUGGCAUGAGAGACAGAGACUACAUCAAUCCGUGGGCUAAUCCUAUCAAUGGCGGCAACAUGGGAGGCAACUUUGGAAAUAGCACUGGUAUCGGGUUGGGCAGUCUGGGAAGCCUCAACCUUGGCGGCGCUGGAGGCAAUUUGGGUAACGGAAAUUUACCCAACUUUGGCGCCGGUAACAAUGGCGCGAUGGAUAACAAAACAUCUACGCAGGUGACGAUUCCGAAAGAUUUAGCCGGAGCUAUCAUUGGCAAAGGAGGUGGCAGAAUACGUCGAAUUCGAAAUGAAUCGAACGCUUUCAUCCAAAUAGAUGAAGCACUGCCCGGAUCGAAUGAUCGCAUCAUCACCAUUACUGGCACACCGAAAGAAAUUCAGGCUGCUCAGUACAUGCUUCAGCAAAGCGUUCGUGAAAAUCUUAGUGGCACAGGAUCUGGCUUCAACCGCAACUAAUUCAAACGAGCGGGCUGUAUGAAGUGGUGAGAAUGAACGAGAAGAUAUAAACUACACACAUUAUUCACAUCUCCUGAUGGUGAUCGAUGACCGCAAAACACCUGUCCUAGUUGCUGGAGCAAUUUGGAAAGGAAAACAAUAGAAUCGAAAUUCAAACUAAAUACAAUUGGUAACAUUUAAAUGAUUAUUCCUUUAAUACAAAAUUGUUUCAAGAAAAUUGAGCAACUUUCGAUGGCUAAUUAUAAUAUUUCUAAAUUGGAAUUAUGAGCAAAGUGUGAAUUUGUCGGACCAGUGAAUUCCUUUGUUUUACUAGAAAGACCUGAAAUCAAUCAAUCAACAAUGUUUAUGGCUAGAGUUAGUUUUUACCGUCCAAUACUGAUCCAAUAGUCAAUCACAUACAACUUAUUUCUGUCACAUGUCACAUAAACCCAGCUCAAUACACUUCGUGACACAAAAAAUGAAAACAAAACGUAUGAAUGCUAAAUCCAAAGGCAUUUCUUAAUUCUAUUGAUUGUAACAAGUCUUCAUGCGCAGUCUUGGUUCGAAGAGUUUAUGAGCCUUGGUAAUUUUUCACACUACAACAUUCACAUUAUUUCUCGUUUGAUAAGAAUCAAUUGCCAAAAGAUAGCAGAAGUUUGAAAAAGCAUGUUUUCUACCAUUGUUUAUUCCUUUUUGUGUUCCAUUUGUAAUCAAAAUCAGUUGCCUACUAGCAGCACUACUGUAUCUGACCUAAACGAAGAUCGGGCGAUUCCUAAUCGGAGCUACUCUGUGCGAUAAAAACUCAAAAAAGAACCUAAACCUUCCAUGACGUGUUACUGUAUGACUGGCUUUAUCAACUCUACGUGAAAAAAUGGAGCUCUGCAAAAUGACAGCAUACUUAGUGACAUUGGCGUUGAGGUUACGUUGGUUUUAACACAAAUUGCAGCUUCGAAAAGACGCGGCGGUGGUGUACGGCAACCGACUUUUCUAAAAACUAGCAGGGCCAUAUAUAUUCCUACUGUUUUAGUAACCAGUGAAAACAGAAGUGUAUUUCAGUUUGUUAUGGCAUUUCCCGUUGUGAAAACCUUAAGAGUGUCAUGAAAAAUGUAACAGAAAAAGUAAUAGCUAAAACGCAAAGCUCGUAUCAUAACUAAUUUUACAGAACUGAACUCACUGUCAUCUUGAUUUUGGUGACAUUUUCGUUUUAGCCUUAUUCGCCGUUUAAUCAGUGAAUGAUAUAAUAGUCAAAGAUAUGGGAGGUUCUUGCAUUUCAUUAGUUUAGACAACUUCCUGCAAUGAUAGUCAUAUAAUCACCAUCUACCGAUUUUGGCAAAAGCGAAAUACAGGAAAUUAAAUAAACUACUAAAAUGAAUUUCUUUCGCGUACCUACAGAGUUAUGAAUCAUUUUGACACACCUCCAGCCUAUCAACUUAUUCAUCCUAUUCUCAUCGAUGACGCAAAAGCGCAAACAUUAACAGCAAUACAAGAUACAUUACACAUGAUUAAGGAGAGCAAUUUGUAGCAAGAAAAUAUCGAAAAUUACAAAAGAAAAAGAAAGGAUGUUCUACACAUCAUUAUGCUAUUUUGCCAAUUGAACUUGUAAACAAUACAAUGAUUUUGUAUUGAAGAGAUACGUUUACUGAUUUGUUUGCGACACUUAGAGCUAGCAAUGGCGAACAUAAUAGUUCGCAUAUGACCACAUUUUCAAUAGGAUCGCCAGAGAAUCAACUCAUAAUUAAACUAUACUGACGCGAGAAAGACGAUGCUGGUUGAUCCAAGUUGUUGGAAAAUGAUAAAAACCAAAAGGAUUUGUUUUCAUCGAUGUGCAGGCUACAGGGAUAGUCGUUCUCAAACAAAAAAUCUAUACCAAAUCGGAUCUUACCCACACGUAAGUAAUCGCGUGGCAUACAAUAAAUUUAAAAAAAAAUUGCAUUGGUUGUUAUUUAAUCAGCAAAACAGAUCGUCUUCGGUGGAAGCAUGAACUCUCCACUUUUUUUUCUUUCGAAAAUUGACCAUAAGGCAAGUCUUACUAACUGUACGUGAUGUAGAAUCUAGUUUACAUCUUUAAAUACAAAACAAUGCCCGACCAUAUUUAGUUAUAACAUUUUAGCUAUUAAAAAACAGAAAACCAAAGUAUGAAUAGUGUAGAUGUUACAGAUUUAUUUGCCUACAUAUUUCUAUUUGAUCAUUCCUGGAAUAUGUUGAAGAUUCUUUCCGAUGCCCUAU
Messenger RNA from Anopheles cruzii, 3657 nucleotides. It is a transcript of the gene HnRNP-K, whose product is annotated as heterogeneous nuclear ribonucleoprotein K. NCBI's taxonomy places the organism in Eukaryota, Metazoa, Arthropoda, Insecta, Diptera, Culicidae. Bases 58 to 1452 code for a protein of 464 amino acids. Gene Ontology annotation, biological process: regulation of mRNA splicing, via spliceosome; regulation of transcription by RNA polymerase II. Gene Ontology annotation, cellular component: nucleus; cytoplasm. Gene Ontology annotation, molecular function: mRNA binding. The record is from RefSeq and is a predicted model, not a curated record. The transcript has 10 exons.